GACUCUGAACGCAGCACAGUUGGUCUACUACCGCCCCUACGUCACUUCCGUUACACUACCAUCUCCGAGAGUUUUGUCCAAGAUGGCGUCAACGCAGUUAACGGAUGAGGAGCUUUUCUCCGAAUUAAAGCGAUUUGGUUUCACCCCAGGCCCGGUUACCGAAAACACUCGCCCGGUGUAUUUGAAGAAACUGAAGAAGCUUCGCGAGGAGCAACAGCAUCGGGGCUCAAGGCCGGGUAAAACCCGUAGCAGCGGGGCCAUCAACAGCACCACUGGCGGAGGCAACACGGCGGGAUCCAGGCCAGCCAGCCAUGACGUCACGCACCUGAGCUCUAGCAGGAGACCGGGCAGGAAGUCCUCCGUCCUCGGCUUCAGCUCCGACGAAUCUGACGCCGAAACUCCACUGAAAAGAAAAGGCCUCAACCAUAGCAGCAAGGUGGACCGAAGCCCCGGUUUCCCACAGCAGCCCAAGAUAAGGCCCGUUACAACGCCGAGAGCGGCUAGCAAGACUCAGUAUGGCGCUACGGGUGCGCUGAAUAGCAACAAUUCUUCCCCGGGUCCGGGCGGACACAGAAGUGUCUCGUUGGGCUGGGGAGUUCGUGCCAGAUCCAGCCCCGAGGCGGAAGGGAGGGAUUACGACGACUCGGGGGACGAGGACGACUAUGAGGGGGGAAUGGAGAAGAACUCUCGCUCUUUAAAUGGCUGCGGGGCGUCUCAUUUAAACGCUAGCAAGCUAGCUGGGGAUUACUCAGACUCUGACGAGGAGGAGGUGGCGGGCCUAAGUGCCGGAGACCCACAGCGGGAUAGGUUGGAGCCCAGGCGGAGCCACCCGAGAGCGGGGUUUCCUUCCCACGGAGCGGGCCGAGGGUCUCAGACGGGAGGGGCAGCCAGACAGGUUAACACGCCGGAUAGUCUAAAUAUGGUGGGGAGCCGGGAGGAGGGGGAAGAAGACGAGGUAAAGAGACGGGACCUGGAUCCGUCGGGAGCCUUGCGCAGCCACAUCUUUCCCAGGAAAUCCAUCUACGUGUCCCUCGCCGAGAACCACGGAGGAGAGGCCGGCAGAAACAACCACGUCGACGGCGAGGAUGGAGCCUCCAGAAGCGGCGGCGGCGGCAGUAGGUUCGCCAUCGGGCUGAGACCGCGCUUCUCCAACUACAGCAGCCUGUCCCAGACCUACAGGAGCAACCACUCCAACCACGCCGCUCCCAACCACUCGUACAGCCAGGCGGUGCUGAAGCAGAAGCUGUCCGUCCCGGAGGACGAGCUGCUCCAGCAGUUCAAGAGGGAGGAGGUGGCCUCCUCUGGUAGCUUCAGCGCUCACUACCUGUCCAUGUUCCUGCUCACGGCGGCCUGCCUCUUCUUUCUGCUGCUGGGCCUCGUGUACCUCAGGAUGAGGGGCUCUGGAGCCUCGGAGGUGGAUGGAGCCAUUAAGAGCCAUCCUUUUGGCAGCGACUUUGACUCUUACGACAAGGCGACGAAGGACCUGAUCCUAAAGCUGCUGCUCAAUCUUCAUGACCACCUGGCCAAUGUCGCAGGCCAGCAUGACUGUGGAGACCAGCAGCAUCCCAACAGGAGUCUGUCUAUGAAAGAGGCCUCUGCAUAUCUACUGGCUCAGAAUCAGGAGUUUAAUGGCUUUAUUGAAACCUCUCUGGAGUGGAUCAUCCGGACAGGCCAGGAUGUUGGGAUAAGGCUGAUUGGGCAGAUAGCUGACGAUCCACUGACCGAUGUGUCCGAGAUCUCUCGGCUGGAGUCCACGCAUCCCAAGAUGCCCUUUGCAUGCCGCUUCCGCCGAGCCUUCCUCACCGUCAUCAGCAGAGUCUUCCUCAUUGCAGCUGUGGCGGGCUGUGUGUGGAGCGUGGUCUGCUACAUGAAGUAUCGCUGGAGGAGAGAGGAGGAGGAGACCAGGCAGAUGUACGACAUGGUGGAGAGGAUCAUCGAUGUGUUGAGGAGCCACAGCGAGGCGUGCCAGGAGAACCAGGACCUGCAACCCUACCUGCCCAUCCCUCACGUCAGAGACUCCCUGGUUCAGCCUCAGGACCGGAAGAAGAUGAAGAAAGUCUGGGAGCGGGCCGAGAGAUUCCUUGCAGCCAACGAGUCCCGGAUUCGAAAAGAGAAUCAGAGGAUCGGUGGAGCGGACUUCCUGGUCUGGAGGUGGAUCCAGCCUUCGCUCAGUUGUGACAAGUCCCCCUUGAUGCCCUCCAAAGUGUGGCAGGGAAAAGCCUUCCCUCUGGACCGGAGGAACUCUCCUCCUAACAGCCUGACUCCCUGUCUGAAGAUCAGAAACAUGUUUGACCCAGUCAUGGAGGUCGGGGAGAACUGGGACCUGGCCAUCCACGAGGCCAUCCUGGAGAAGUGCAACGACAACGACGGCAUCGUCCACAUUGCCGUCGACAAGAACUCGCGAGAGGGCUGUGUCUAUGUCAAGUGCCUCUCUGCAGAACACUCAGGGAGAGCCUUCAAGGCCCUUCACGGCUCCUGGUUUGAUGGUAAGCUGGUGACCGUGAAGUAUCUGCGUCUGGACCGGUACCACCAGCGCUUCCCGCAGGCCCAGGGCUGCAGCACGCCCCUGAGGGCCUCCAGCCUCCACGCCAGCGCCCUGGGCCCCACGAACACUACGGCCCCCCGCCCCCAGCACCGCGGCUCCAACAACUCUUCAGGCUUCUCGUGAGGUCGGCGAUGUCUUUUUGGAUCCCUCCUCCAUGCCCUCCCAGCAUGGCAGCACCGGUCUGCUGCUGCUGCUCCUUCACUGCUACACAACGGGGAAGACGUCUGUGUCUCGGGAGAGAGCCUUUUCUUUUUGUUUUCUUUGUUGUUUUCUUUGGUUGAUGUUUUUUCCCAACACGGGAUCGCAAGAGAAGCUGUUCAGCUGUUUGUUUUCAAUAAUCUUUGUAUUAAAAUGUCACGGACUGAAACAGGGAAGCAAAAGUUCUUCUGGGAUAUUUAAGAGGCGUGCAGAGACUCCGACCCCUCCCUCCUUCUCUUCCACAGUCCGACUGUUACCGUGACGGAGCUCAUUUGGCGCCGCGUGGAAACGGGCUGCAUGUAUCAAGAGUAUGUAAGCUUUCAAUACAACACAGCGCGGGUGUUGAUUUCCACGAAGAUGUUCGAUGUGCUCCCUGUUGUUGUUAUUAUUAUUCUGAUUAUUAUUAUUUAGUCGAGAGAGGAAGGCGUGGACGGGCUUGUAGAGGGUGUGCUGUAAAUACAUGUGAAUGGUGGCACAAGCUUUAUGACAUCGUCCGUAUUAAAAGCAAAAUCAUAAGCUCACUCCUUUUUUGUAUUUUUCUUGCUGCUCAGUUACCACGGCAGAGGACAUGUACGUCCAGAGGCUCCCGACAGCCCCAGGAACAGUUGACCGAGCCUCUGUCCGUCGUGUUUCCCAUGUAUCUCAUGCACGGCCUUUUCUUUCCCCUUUGUCUUCUGAAUUUUGUUAAUCCAGCAGCGCUCCCAAACUCUCCCCCUCUGAGCGAUUAUAUACCAGAAUCAGGGAGCCCACCAUCCACCUGAAGCUUUCUCCUCCAGUUAUAAUCCAAUAUAUUCCCAAAAUGAUUAUUUCUUAUUAUGUUUUAUUAUUUACCUCCUUCAGAGUCGGAGUCCGUUUUCUUUGUCGGCGCAUCCCCUCGUUGUAUUUCCAACCCUGCUCUGAUAAUAAUGCUGUGUAUUUGUCCUCUGUGUACAUGAGCAGCAGACCAGAGGGAGCACACACACACUUCAGGGUGUUUCAUGAUCCAGUUUACAAGCUGAAUGUGUGCGGUCAUGAUGGAACCCGAUGCUGUCACUGCUGGUCUCUGAUCAUAUAAGCCUCUCGCUAAGACGCUACCACUCUUACGUUUGCCAUAAGGAGUACUGUGAGGACGUAGACAGUUUUUAAAUUCUCAAUCCCGAAUGCUCCAACCCGUUAGGAGACUGUACUGAAUUUAAGGAUUCCUGAUUGCUCGUGUGUUUUUUACAGCACCUGUGUGUGUGUGUGUGUGUGUGCGUGCGUGCGUGUGUGUGUAUUCAGAAAAAAAACGCUAAAAAUCCAGGUGCCCGGCAGACGUGAUAACAUUUUUUUAAUGCAGUGAAUUGAAAGUUGGAUUCAGUAUUUGCAGUGUGUGAAAUUGUACAAGUGAUGCACAUUUCAAAAUGUUCAAAACCUGCUGCGACGGUUUUGCAGCAAGCAACCCAACUGUGCCUUAAAUUUGUGCUUUUUUUUUUUUUUAAAGACUGGCACCGCAUCACUGGAGAAUGUGCUGGAUUUAAGAAAGGUUUAAAGGGUGAGUAAGGCCUGCCAUAGGUGUAGUUUUGGUAGAGUUUGACAUCUUCAGAUUUGGUAUUUUGUAGCAGUUUCCUUUGAUAUUAAACCAAAUGCUUCUCUCUAUUUAUUAUUAUUAUUUUUUUUAAAUCAGCUGUGGUGAUGUACUAUUUUAAUGUCACUGUCCUGUUACAUAUGUGUCAUAACUUUUUUCUUUUAUCGAGGAUCGACCUUACAUCCGCUUCCAAAACAAUUGUCAGGAUGUGUACAAUGACAAAAUAAAGUGAACACUUUAAGCCAGUUGAUGGUGCAUCACUGCAAUCUAUUUUUGUACGCCUCUGGCAGGAACGGUGCACCCACAGUGUCUCAGCCCACACUGACUGUAACCAGGCUGAGUGGAAAUGUUGGUUGGAUGUGAUGGCACUUCUCCAGCCCUGUGCUUCACCUUUACAUGCAUCUGAGCAGAUGCAUUAUUUUCCCUCUGAUGUAUUCUAAUGUAAACACUGUACAUUGAUAUAACUGUAAUAUGUACCAUUAUAUGCAGCUUUAUUUCCCUUGCGUUGUAUGUUUGGAGCUACCAGUAUCCCCAACCUGCUAGCUAGAGGGGGGAGAUGUACAAUACUACAGACAUUUAAGAACAUACAGACGUUUUAAUGUAAUUUGUCAAUUGUACAAACGGCUCAAAUUAAAGGUUUAUUAGGAGUUUUUAAAUUGUGCUUGUUGUGCUGUUCUGUAUGGCUGCCAGUUUCUAUAUAUAUAUAAUUAUAAUGUGGAAGCCCAAAUCUGCCAAUGUGAUGAAAA
Messenger RNA from Anoplopoma fimbria (sablefish), 5032 nucleotides. It is a transcript of the gene lemd3, whose product is annotated as LEM domain containing 3. Gene Ontology annotation, cellular component: nuclear inner membrane. The record is from RefSeq and is a predicted model, not a curated record. NCBI's taxonomy places the organism in Eukaryota, Metazoa, Chordata, Actinopteri, Perciformes, Anoplopomatidae. Gene Ontology annotation, molecular function: chromatin DNA binding. Gene Ontology annotation, biological process: nuclear envelope organization; negative regulation of BMP signaling pathway.